Dermacentor andersoni is the source of this 5633-nucleotide messenger RNA. RefSeq names its product karyopherin alpha3 (gene Kap-alpha3). The record is from RefSeq and is a predicted model, not a curated record. Gene Ontology annotation, cellular component: cytoplasm. Gene Ontology annotation, molecular function: protein binding; nuclear import signal receptor activity. Gene Ontology annotation, biological process: protein import into nucleus. Lineage: Eukaryota; Metazoa; Arthropoda; Arachnida; Ixodida; Ixodidae.
CGUCAUCAAAGAAGUGCAGACCGGCAUUUUGAAAGACGUGUUUGGUUCUGCAAGCCUCCGUUUUUCAAAGACUGCCGCGGCUAAAUCAAAGAAGCCAGAAUGGCUACAGAUGGCCUACAGAAAUCGAGGUUGCAGCACUUUAAAAACAAGGGCAAGGAUCAAGAAGAAAUGCGAAGGCGGCGAAAUGAGGUGACAGUAGAGUUGAGAAAGAACAAGAGGGAUGAGUCGCUGCUCAAGAGACGCAAUGUGCCCCAGGUGGACUCCACGGAUGAUGAAGAAGUUGACAGGGGCCACCCAGACCUCCAGGCUAUUGUGGCUAAUGCAAGCAGUGGGGAUCCCAAUGUCCAGCUCAGUGCAGUCCAGUCAGCCAGGAGGCUACUCUCCAGCGAUCGUAAUCCGCCUAUUGACGAUCUGAUCAACUCCGGAAUCCUCCCCAUAUUAGUUCAAGCCUUACGAAGGCAUGACAACCCUUCCUUACAAUUCGAAGCUGCGUGGGCACUAACGAACAUUGCAUCAGGAACAUCACAACAAACGCAAGCAGUUGUGAACGCAGAAGCAGUACCACUUUUCUUAGACUUGCUGAGAUCACCACACCAAAAUGUCUGCGAACAAGCAGUUUGGGCAUUGGGAAACAUAAUUGGGGACGGGCCACAGCUGCGAGACUACGUAAUUAAACUUGGUGUGGUAGAGCCACUGCUGUCGUUCAUCAAGCCUUCCAUGCCGCUAACGUUCUUGCGCAAUGUUACCUGGGUCAUUGUAAACCUCUGUCGGAACAAAGACCCUCCGCCACCCCUGGAAACUAUUCGGGAAAUUCUGCCUUCCCUAUGUCUCCUCAUUCACCACACGGACAACAAUAUCCUGGUCGACACGGUGUGGGCCAUUUCCUACUUAACGGAUGGUGGCAAUGAGCAGAUCCAGUGGGUGAUUGACUCUGGAGUGGUGCCUCUGCUGGUGCCCUUACUUAGCCACAAGGAGGUGAAAGUGCAGACUGCUGCCUUGAGGGCAGUAGGCAACAUCGUCACAGGCACUGACGAGCAGACGCAGGUGGUACUGAACUGUGAUGCACUGGCACACUUCCCUGCACUGCUGACACAUCCCAAAGAGAAAAUCAACAAGGAGGCAGUGUGGUUCCUGUCAAACAUCACGGCAGGCAACAACCAGCAGGUCCAAGCUGUGAUUGAUGCUGGUCUAAUUCCAAUGAUUAUCCACCAUCUAAGUAAGGGAGAGUUCCAGACACAGAAGGAAGCAGCUUGGGCCAUCUCCAACUUGACCAUUAGUGGCACCAAGACCCAGGUGUCCUACUUAGUGGAGCAGGGAGUUGUUGCACCUCUCUGCAACUUGCUGGUUGUGCGAGACCCCCAGGUGGUGCAGGUGGUCCUAGACGGCCUGAACAACAUCCUCAAGAUUGCUGGCACCCAGUUCUAUGCCGUGGCCAGCAGCAUUGAAGAGUGUGGUGGCCUCGACAAGAUUGAGGCUCUCCAGAAUCAUGAAAAUGAGGAGAUCUACAAGCUGGCCUAUGAGAUCAUUGACCAGUACUUCUCAGAUGAUGUGGACGAGGAUCCCACCUUGAUGCCACAAGCCUCUGACCAGGGUUACCAGUUUGAUCCCAAUGCUUCCAUCCCUACGGAUGGCUUCAAGUUCUGAUGGCCAUGCUCCGAGCCUCCCGUGACUACCACGGGCGGGGCGGGGAGAAUUGCUGCCACCGGGACAAGAGGGGAGGGGAGACGCCGCACCUCUAGCAAGCGCGGCUGGCAACAACAGACGAGUGGCAGUGCGUGCAACUGGUGUGCAGGAGAGUGAGCGAGGCAACUCGGACACCCGUCUUCUGUGUUGGAGGUGGCGCAAGUCGGCAGUGGCACGCCCCCGCUAGUGCUUCUGCAUGUUCGACACUUGCCUCUUGCGGUGUGGCCACCACCAACCGUCGCCAAGGGCGCUUUGCCCUCUCCUACUCAGCAUUUUUUGCCAUCGGUUACUAUCAUUGUCCAAUUCCCCUUGUGAAGACUCUUCCUGUCAAGCUAGACUGUAGAGAGGUGGUCGUAGCUGUUCACAUUGUUCUUCCCUUCCUUCAAUCUCUCCUCUGCCCUUGUCCGUGGUUAUUCUUACCGUAUUCCUUCAAAAGAGGUUGCUACUUUCUGUUUCUCUCUUUUUGUUACUUGCUUUUCCAUCUUUGUCACCCAUGCCUGGUGCUAACUUGGAGAGAAAUGGACCAAGCACUGAGGAAUUACUCUCUUUGCUUCUGUUUUUUUUUUUUCUUCUGUUUUUGCGUGUUCUUAAUAGGCAUGUGUGGCUGUGCCAGGUGUCCUGUCCUCUGCAUAGGUGCUUUGUCAUGUUAUGUACCCAACCUCCUUGCGUCAUGCCAGCGGGAUCUUGGCAAACAUGAGCAAAGGUAGGGAAAAAAAAAUGACUAAAGAGAGUAGGUCGUGCACAUGGUGUUGUGCUUGAAGGCAAAAGUAUUUUGACACUCUUUUGUGCAGGUUUUGCUUUUUAUUGCUUUUAGGAAUUGUGGUUUGCUGUCAGGUGUGAUACCUCAGAAUCUUCCAGAUGGGAGGAGAGAGAAGCUAGUGUGUAAUUAUAUGUCUGUAAUUACCGCCUAUCCACACUUUGGGUAACUCAAGCUAAGUUGUGUGAAAGCAGGCUUGCAAAGAAGCACAUGAUUGCAGCCAAAGCUGAAUUUUCUGAGAUAUACAUUGUUCAACAAAGCGAUCAAAGGCUGCUGUGCAGUGACAAAGCACUUUCUCCAGAGAGAGCGGGACCUCUGGACGAAUUGAGCACAAUAGCAAGAGCUGCAAAAGAAAUAAAAAACAGCAUCGCUGAAGAUCAGUUGUUCAUCCAGGUGCCUUAAGUUCGGGAAGCUUCCUGAUGUGCCCUUGAAGCUGGACGCAAAACAAGAAGAAAAAAAAAAGAAGAGCACAAAAUUUGUCGCCAACAGAAGAAGAAAAGGCAGCGCUGCUGUUGUGGCACUGUGGCAACGGUGAGAUUUGCCGGACACAGCCAACGAGCAUGAAGUGCCAAUCUGUGAACAUGUGGAGCUGGAGCUAAGGGACUGCUGCUGCUUGCUUCUGUGCUGUUUUCUAGUUUUCUGAGGCAUCCAGCUGUGGCUGCUUUGAUCCAUUUUGUGUUCCCAGUGGCAGUUAGACUGAGAGCAUCUGGGUUUUGUGAGCAGCUCCCAAAACAGUAGGGAAAAAGGGUACAAGUCCAGGAUUGAGGGAUGCCUUCAGUCAACUUGCUGGGGCAUGUACUUUUCCCAUGUAAAUAUUUACUGUGGUCCUGCAUUACAGCACUCAUUUGUGGCAGUAAUGCAGCCAGAAAGAGCAGGGUCUUUCUGGUUUGUUUUAAUUCUCGGCUUGAUUGCAUUGAAGCAAUCUUGGCCGCAACCUUUGAUUGUACAUGAGUCUGUUUUGCUCGAACUGACACCCCUUUUCCUUUUUAUGCCAUGAGCAAAACAUUAGGUGUUUAUAAUGUAGGAUUUGUACACAAGUAUGCUUAACAAAUUGUAAAACCAUGUGAGGACACACAUGAUGGUUGUGUCACAAUUCGGGAGGACCUUCGUCAAAGAUAUUUUACAAGAUGGGCAGAGCUAAUGUACAAUUCUUUGACCCAGUGGCUGCUUUCGCAGUGAUGCUCUGUUUUGAGCUUGCUGAAAACCCAGAGGCUUUUCCUUGACAUUUAUUCCCCCUCGUGUGUGUUGUGACCUGGGCGAUUAAAGGUUAUCGCUCCUUUAUUGUUUCGAGCACUGUGAGAAGUUUUGAUGGCCAGUUUAAAGCUAGUAUUAUAUUUGGGACUGAAUUUUUUACUGCCUGUUUUGUCCUCGUGUGUUUAGGCCUCUUUCGUGAAUAUGCAAUAGCUGCGUGGUUUCACAAACAUUUGGGACUGAAUUUCUUACUGCCUGUUUUGUCCUCGGGUGUUAAGGCCUCCUUCGUAAAUAUGCAAUAGCUGCGUGGUUUCACAAAUUGUAGGUCUGGCUGUACGUACAUUUCUUGUUGCAUCUAGCUUUAUUCACAAGCCCUCCAAGGAGUAUGGUCAUGGCACGCAGCCAUUGUUUUAGGAUCAACAGUAUGCCCAUUCGGUUCGUUGGCACAGCUACACCAUUCUCAUAAGGUGGCCAGUGUCCCGGAUUGUCUGUGUUCUAUUUGCGGCAAAGAACAUACAAGAAUGUGCUGAUCAUAUCGUCAAAGUAUAGGUAAAAAAAUGUUAUCUGGAUCUAUUUUUCUUUUCUCUCUCUCUCUCUCUUAGUGCCAGUAAAGUUCUCGAGGCACCGUUUUGUGAACUUGCAGUGUGCACUAAGUGCUGAAUUUGAAGUUGCUCAAAUGACCCUUUAUUUUCUCUGGAAGGAGUGUUAUCCAGUCUGCGCAGAAACGUGUAAUUGCAGGAAGUAUGAGACUCGUCUCUUGUGGAUUGCUGUGUUAAAGCUUCCCAAACGUCCAUAUUCAAGUGGAUCGAAACGCCACCUUGUGAUAUACACUGUCUGAAGAAAAGUUUCUCUCUCGCCUUGAAGGAUCGUUAUACCAGGGUGCAGUUGUGGGGAGGUGGAGCCUGGCAAUCCUUAGUGUUGUUCUUUGGUAGCAUUCCUCCUCCGCCUCUCUGGGCCUCGUGUAGUGGGCUCUGGUGGGCAUGCAACGUACAGUGCACUACGAGACUAGUAUAACCUGCUGUGGUUUCAUCCUCUCUGUUGCCCCCCCCCCUGUGAGCAUUGUCUCGGGGGCUGUAUGUGUGUGUGUGCAUGAUUGUGUGUUCGUGCAUUGUUGGGCACAGCUUGGUGAACUUGAAGGACUGUGUGCAUGUGUGUGCUGCUAAAUGCUUGUUACUAGCGGCCACUGUUUUUUCUCAAAGCCGGUGACAGCUUGUUAAGGGCGUAUUUGAUGCCUGCAUAUAUUUUUUGCUGAGCCAAACUGUCAGCCACUGCAGAUUUUUUGUGAAAUGAGCUCAAUAGACACCUCCUUGAUAGGCCUUAUUCAAAUUGAAUCAUCUGUGACCACUCGCAUGGUGCAUGCAGGACGUUGGCUUGCUCAGCUCUCGAAUCAAGUUCACCAAGGUGUGAUAAAUUCCUCUUUUGAGCACCCAUUGUCUUUGUUGGGUGAACAGCAGCUGACAGUUAGUAACUAAUUAAUCUGUCGUCGGCUUUAUGCCUUAAAUUAUUUUUCUCCGCCAGAGGGUCCUGCGUCUUACAGCCUAGGGCAAAGAAAGCCGAGUGCUUGUUAUUUUGAUGUUACCUUCCUGUCAAGCUGGUGUGCCCUGUGCGUUUCUGGACUGUGUGCAGUGCAUAUAUAUAUAUAUAUAUUCUUGUUUUUGUUUUUUCGUUUUGGCGUCUCGAUGCUCUUUAGAUGUCGUGGUGCACCUUUGUAAGGAAAACAAAUGUCUCCAAGGAGGACCAUUGUACAUACACUGCAAAGCAAAUACUACCUGUAAAUUUCUUUUUGGUGGGAAUCGAAAUUUGUUUUCCUUGCAAAGAUGUUUCUCCUUUAAAGCUCCUUGCAGGCUACCUUUAGGUUUACAAAGAGUAACAUGAAAUUGAAAAUUUUUUUAUACUGUAUAGGACAUGCUAUUUCAAUCGGCACACAAUUUAAAGGGUGAGUGAAAUGCCCCUUGUAAACCGAGGUGCCAUGGCAAAUAAAAAAAAAGUAUGAACCUGGUAA